Molecule: messenger RNA, 1032 nt
Organism: Mesoplodon densirostris (Blainville's beaked whale)
Lineage: Eukaryota; Metazoa; Chordata; Mammalia; Artiodactyla; Ziphiidae
Gene: HSH2D
Product: hematopoietic SH2 domain containing
Exons: 5
Coding region: 1-1032 (343 amino acids)
Cellular component (GO): cytoplasm
Source: RefSeq, a predicted model, not a curated record
AUGACAGAGGCCAGAAUGCUGCCCCCACCACUGCCUCCAAGACUGGACUGGUUCGUGCAGACUCAGGUGGACCAGCUGACCUGUGGAGGGGUCCCUGAGUGGUUCCAUGGUGCCAUCUCAAGAGAGGAUGCCGAGAACUUGCUGGAGUCACAGCCACUGGGAUCCUUCCUCAUCAGGGUCAGUCACAGCCACGUGGGCUACACGCUCUCUUACAAAGCUCAGAACUCCUGCCACCACUUCAUGGUGAAACUUUUGGACGAUGGGAGCUUCAUCAUCCCUGGGGAAGAGAGAGCCCAUGCCUCUCUCGAUGCCUUGGUCACCUUCCAUCAGCAGCAGCCGUUGCGGCCACACGGGGAUCUGCUGACGCAGCCCAGCCAGCAGAAGGAUCCAGCAAAUGCGGAUUAUAAGGAUCUCUUCCUUUUCUCCAACGCAUUGGCUGAGGAAGCCACCAGCUCUGCUCUUGGCCUCAGCAAACAUCAGAAUCCCUCCUCUUGUCCCAUGGCCCCACUUGAGGAGGCCUUCACAAACCCAGUCCUGCUCCAUCGGCAAAAAGAAAGGAAGCCGUUGGCAGAGCCGGACGGGGCGUCCACGGAGGAAGCUACUUCCUCCUGCCCCCCGAAAUCUCCUCUUGACGAGGCCCGCCAGAAAAUCUGGAGGAAUCUCAAGAUGCUCCCCCGGACGGGCAAGAAGGUCCAGCAGCAGCUGAAAUCCCAGCUGGUGGCUGCGAGCUCAUCGCUCUGGGAUGCCAGGCCAUUGGUGGUGACCCAUAGUUCUGGAGCUGGAGCAGGGGACUCAGCCCGGAAAAUAACAGACCGCCAAGCUCCAAGAAACAGAGAUGAGCCCUCCAGGAAAGCCUCAAGGUCGGCCAGCUGGAGCGAGACAACCUCGAGGGUCAGGGACUGGCACCAGGCAGUAGUGAGGGCCCUGUCCUCACAGGUGUCCAAACCAGAGACAAGGGACUUGAAAGAACCACAGGACUGUCUCCCUGAAGAGUACCGCUUACCACCACCCUUCGCCCCUGGGUACUGCUAG